UCGGUCUCCCGAGGCCGCGUUGCAACAGUUACCACCUCUCUCGCGUGACACACCCGAACGCCGUUGCCCGGGCAUCCGUUGGCCGAGCGACCAGUCUGCGGCUCCGGCGGCGUCUCACCUGCGGCAGCGGGGCCAGCGCCUGGUGUCAAGUCUGCCGGGGGCCAGCAGGACGGUGAAUGCAAAACAGACCCAGCGGGCUCCAUGGGUAACAGCUACAGCGAGACGGGGCUAAACCGAGCCGUUCACGAUGUGUCAGUGAGGAAGGCCAGGAGAAUCUGCCACGACAAGACUGGGACAUGUCAGAGAGUUCCUCAGGUGUGAACACGCUCAGUGGCAGUUUUCCCAAAUCCCAUUCGUCCCAGUACUCUGACCUCGGUGUUGCACGCACACCUCUCUCUGUGGACCACAGUCCUGAUUCUGGACUAUUAUCUACACCUCUUCCAUCAAAUCGGUUCCGAUUCCUGCCGUGGCAUCGCCUGGAGCAGUGUGACAUCACAGGUGACCAGCUGACCUGCCCCAGGGUCAGAGAAGGGCCAUCAGAAGAAGAGCUGUUUCAAGGAGAGGGGGAUGACAUCUGUUUGGUGAGAGGGAGGAGGAGGAGGAGGAGAGAGGAGGAAGGACAGCGAUGGGAGGAGAGACUGCAAGAAAAUUGGGAAAACUGUGUGGAGUUAAAUCUGUCCUACCAGGACUUGGGUGAUCCCUUCCAGAGAGAGAAUUUCUUCCGGAUCCUCCGCCGGUUGAUCCGUGUGGAGAAACUACAACUGGUUGACAACUCUCUCGUCAACCUGAGUUCUGUACGUCUGCCAAGGUGCAAAAUGCUAAACCUGCACCGUAACCACCUGGUGUGUCUGCGUCAGCUGCCAAAGCUCCCAGCAGUGGAGCACCUUUGUCUGUCUGAGAACGCCAUCGGCUCCCUGGGGGGACUGAGAGCUCUGGAGAACAGCCCGCUGCGCUCCCUAAACCUGACCCGCAACCCAGUGACCUUCACUCAAGACUACCGUGCACGUGUUUUCUCCUGUUUGCCAAAGCUUGAGGUCCUGGAUGGAAUCCCCAAGUUGCCAGAAGACUCUCUGCCCACCAGACUGCAGUUCCCGGAAACCACCAGGAUGUGCAACAUUUUGUGACAUUCUUCCAUUGAUGGAUGUGUACACUGACUCAUAUCUCCCAGUCCUGUUUGCAGCCAUUACGAAAGCAAUGGCAAGGCUUCAGCAAUGAAUUCCACUCUUUGAAAUUGCACGGAAGGUUUCAUUGAUCUCUUCGGAGGGAAGCCAACUGGUAUUCAGUUACUUACACAAACUGUGUCACACUGUUGAAAAUACUGUCAGAAACACUGCAACGGUAACGUGCCCCAGUGUCAUGUAAAGUGCAUUUUAUAUAAAACAAUAUAUUAAUUGAAUUUUUUAAACUUACAUUUUUUCUUUAUAUAUGGGAACUUAGGUAAU
This is a messenger RNA of Xiphias gladius (swordfish), 1442 nucleotides long. RefSeq lists its product as uncharacterized. Lineage: Eukaryota; Metazoa; Chordata; Actinopteri; Istiophoriformes; Xiphiidae. The record is from RefSeq and is a predicted model, not a curated record. The transcript has 7 exons. The coding region runs from base 297 to 1124 and encodes 275 amino acids.